AUGGCAUCAACCCCACGUGUUGCGCACCCAUUGCCGAGAAGGGUCUGGUCUCAAACCGGUGUCAACGUCUACAAGAAAGUAUUCGAGAAGAGUAAUGACAAACUCCGCGAGCAUAUAUCUAAAACUUCUGUCGACUUUUACGGCCAAUUUGCAAAACAGCUACAAGUUGAAGCCGUUCUGAACUUGGUCGAAGGCCGUAAUACUUUCCUGUUGGCUGGAACCGGCUUUGGGAAGUCUCGGAUCCCCGAGCUUUACUACAAGAUGAUACCAGGGAAUAGCAAAGCGGUCGUGCUGGUUUUAAACCCAUUGGAUUCUCUAGGCAACAACCAAGUUCUCGAGAAAGAGCAAGCCGGCUUCACUGCUAUCAAUCUCACCAAGCUCACUUUCAACGCCGAUACCGCCGAGGAAGUCCGAAAAGGAGAAUAUCAAUUUGUUUACCUAAGCCCGGAAAUCUUCCUCAAUAACAAGAUGUUUGAAAAGUUAUAUUUCAGCUCGGAGUUUCAGAAUCGCCUAUCCUUAGUCGUAGUGGACGAGGCUCAUAUGAUCUACAUAUGGGGCCUUGUUGAAAGCUCAACAGCCAAGCACCUCACAUCUGCACACUUUCGACAUGAAGACUCGGGGAUAUUCCGACCAUCCUAUGGCAAGCUAGGUGCCCAGCUGCUUUUUCGAAACGACAAACCGAUAUUGUUGUUGUCAGCAACUUGUCGUCCAGUAGCGGUUGAGGCCAUCAAGAAGAGCCUGAAACUCAAUAAUGAUAGUGUGGCCAUGUUACAUGGUGAACUCACCCGACCGGAGAUUCGCAUGAUCCGGGUUCCCAUGGAAAGGUCGCUCGCUUCGUCUCUGGAUGUCAUCAAACUAUUCCCUUCGCACGAGGAUGUAACCGAUGCGGACCUGGUGCCCAGUUUGGUCUACAGUGGAUCGCGGAACCGAACCCUAUCUGUGUUGGAAGUUAUUGACCGAGCACGAGGUACACCUGGGAGCGCUUUCAUCCCAAACAGUGCAUGCGCACGUCGGUUCCAUUCUUGCACGGGCGAUGAAGACAAAAUCUCAACGGUUGAGGAUUUCGCAAACGGGACUUACCCAAUCAUAUCUUGUACAAUGGCCCUCGGCCUGGGGCAAAAUUGGAAACGGGUGCGGAUGGUUGCACACAUGGGCCGGGGGGAUCCCGCCUCAAUCUGCCAGAUGAUUGGCCGAUGCGGGAGGGACAGCAAAUCCGGUCUGGCAAUAAUGUUUGUGGAAAAGAAUCGGCGCAGGGGGAAGAACCGUCUAGAUCAGUUUGUCAGAGAUGCAGAUCAAAAUGACUUAGAUCGCAUGGACGCCAUGGCAAUUACUCCGAUGUGCCUCUGUGUUGCGUUUGCUAUGGAUAACAAAUACGGCUAUGUUCCGCUCUGGGCUGACGAUCCGAAUUACAUUGAUGAAGUCGCUCGGGAGAUAACAGAAAAAAUGCCUGUCUGUCAAUGUUCCAACUGUGCCCCUGAAGAAUCAAGAGUCUUAAUGGACAACCUUGUCUGGGCAAACAAAUCCAACUUUGACCUCAUUUUGGAUGGGAAAUUUACACCUUCAAAACCAUCCGAUCUCAAGUGCAAAUAUCCUCAAAAGACCUGUUCAAUCAAGAAACGUAAAUUCACCGAAUACGAUGAGGUUGAGGUAUCAGCUUUCACAUCUCGACUGCUGGCCGACUUAUAUGGGCAUUACGACUCGGUAGUGUCACCCGGGGGAAUUGUACCGGCAUCCUACAUGUUUGAUGACGAUGACGGCAAGGCAGUACUUGCGUCUUUGGAUUAUAUCUACACGGCCGCCGAUCUCCGGGGGGUCAUUGGAGGAGAUUGUUUUGUGGGGCAGAGUACCUGGAUCUUUGAUUGGAUCAUCAGGUUCAGAUCAAUAGCCACCAGGCCGAGCGACUCAACGACCACAAUGCCCCCGUGCCCGAAGGCUCGGAAAACGACUACUGUGACCACGGUGAAACCUCGCGGGGCCAUUGGUAUGGGGUCUGCGCCCCGGCCCCCAACAAAGAAGGCAAUUGCAGCAGAAGCAGCUCGGAAGCGGUCGGUUGAGAGGAAAGAGGCAAAGGCAAUCAAGGAUCUUGCGGACAUGAAGAGAAGGAAACAAGUGGCCGAGAUCAUGUUGGAGACACGGAACGCCCAACAAGCCCAAGGUAUGUUCUAUUUACAAACUAUGUAA
Molecule: messenger RNA, 2181 nt
Organism: Puccinia graminis f. sp. tritici CRL 75-36-700-3
Lineage: Eukaryota; Fungi; Basidiomycota; Pucciniomycetes; Pucciniales; Pucciniaceae
Exons: 2
Coding region: 1-2181 (726 amino acids)
Biological process (GO): double-strand break repair via homologous recombination
Cellular component (GO): cytoplasm; chromosome
Molecular function (GO): ATP binding; nucleic acid binding; 3'-5' DNA helicase activity
Source: RefSeq, a predicted model, not a curated record